Messenger RNA from Epinephelus lanceolatus (giant grouper), 617 nucleotides. It is a transcript of the gene rpl36, whose product is annotated as ribosomal protein L36. Lineage: Eukaryota; Metazoa; Chordata; Actinopteri; Perciformes; Serranidae. Gene Ontology annotation, molecular function: structural constituent of ribosome. Gene Ontology annotation, cellular component: ribosome. The record is from RefSeq and is a predicted model, not a curated record. Gene Ontology annotation, biological process: translation.
CGACGACUCAAAGUCGUUUUCCGGGUCAAACCUCUCAUUACCCCGCCUCGCUCAUCCGGCAGUCCUUCCGGCUUGACCGCCAUCAUAGACAGCAGACAUGGCUAUACGCUACCCUAUGGCUGUGGGCCUUAACAAAGGCCAUCCAGUUACCAAAAAUGUGACUGCUCCCAAACACAGCCGCCGACGUGGGCGUCUCACCAAACACAGCAAGUUUGUUCGCGACAUGAUCCGCGAAGUGUGCGGUUUCGCUCCAUAUGAGAGGCGAGCCAUGGAGCUGCUGAAGGUGUCUAAGGACAAGAGAGCCCUCAAGUUUAUCAAGAAGAGGAUUGGCACUCACAUUCGCGCCAAGAGAAAGAGAGAGGAGCUGAGCAACGUGCUGGCUGCCAUGAGGAAAGCUGCCGCCAAGAAGGACUAAUAUGUCACUCAAUAAACAUUUGCUAAACUACAGAAUCCAGACUGGUGGUCCAUUUGUCAUCUGCUUUGCUUUUGUUAGCAGUCAUCAGAUCUGGUUCUUCUGAUGGUUCAUGUCCAGCACAUGCUUUGAUCCCUGAUGUAAUGAGUUCCACUUCACCUCUGUUCUAUGUUGUCAGAAUACCAAUAAAGCACACUGCAGUUCA